Messenger RNA from Calidris pugnax (ruff), 1841 nucleotides. Its product is annotated as ly6/PLAUR domain-containing protein 2-like. The record is from RefSeq and is a predicted model, not a curated record. The coding region runs from base 1 to 495 and encodes 164 amino acids. The transcript has 4 exons. NCBI's taxonomy places the organism in Eukaryota, Metazoa, Chordata, Aves, Charadriiformes, Scolopacidae. Gene Ontology annotation, molecular function: acetylcholine receptor inhibitor activity.
AUGACGGAAUCCGCCCACAGCAUCAACAGGAGGUGGAGGGUGGGAAAACAUAUAAAGCUCCCUGGGAGCAGCUCUCCUUUACUGUCCUGGCUUCACAGAUCUGCUCUCAGCAUGAAGACACUUCUGGUUGGGGUCCUGCUUGGACUGGCAUUCGUGGAUUUGGCCCAGUGCUUACGAUGUUACACGUGCAAGGAACCAACGGACAUCGCUGAGUGCAGGACAGUCACCCUGUGCCCCCCAAAAGCCACCGUGUGCACAACAACGCUGCACUCCUUAGAGACAGGUUAUCCCUUUUUCGGCAACAUCACCGUGACCAGAAGCUGUGAGGAGGAAUGCAUCUCCUAUAACGGGAUUGGGGAUUCCAGACCCAAGUCAUGCUGCUACACUGACCUCUGCACUGACAACACCAGGACCAUCAGUGGGGUGGGAAGGAGCUCUUCAACACUGGGUCUGAUGGCCAUGGCCAUUGGCACGCUCCUCCGGUGCGCUCUGUAACACUGCAAGUGCCUAUGCUCCAGCCAAAACAUCCUCACUCCUCUCUCUGCCAAGCUGCCUUGUGAACUCUUAGAUGCCUUGGGAAUCACCUUCUUCGCUGAUGUGUGGCUUCACUCAUCUUCAGUGCUGUGGAUUCAAGCCAAGACUUUGGGCACCUGGACCUAAACCCCUCAAAUUUCCAGUUUCCAGUCACUAAGCAGAUGUUCCUCACCUUCAGCUGCUUCUGGCCCCCAGGACCCACAUCUCCCUGUACAGCUUUCCUCUGUGGGGAGCAGUAGUGGAAGAAGUGCCACAGCUCUGCACAGCACGGGGGGCCUGGGCAAUGCCAUCAAGGAUGGUGCUGUAGCAUCACCCUCAGCAAGACCAGGGGCUGUAUUCACACUGGAUGUGGAUAGGGCUUUUUUUCCCAGGUCUCCUCAAGCUCCCACACAACCUGUGUCUGUGAGCCUCUACUAUAUUCCUGUGCACAACCCCAAAAAAUUUCUACAACCCUCCAUCAGAGGUUUGGUUUGUUAGCACUUUUUGUGCCAUCUCCUGAGUUAGAGCAGCAGAUGGAUGUUGGUCUCCUCUCACUAUCUGCCCAGCAGAACGUAAAUUGCAAUUGGAGAGAGCUGGCACUUAGUUCUGACUAGAAUAAGCUAUGGAAUGAGUUCAGAAGGGCUCAGCCUUCAUGGGUUGAGCUGGGUUGUAUUACUGGAAAGCUUAAAACACACUCAGGACUAAGAGGCCAGGAUUGCUUAGAUCUGUAAAAGCAAAUUUGGGAAUUUGGCUACCCAAAAUCCCCAGCAGCCCUUUGCCUGAGCUCGGGUUGUGAUCAGAGCUCCUGGAUUCCCCUUCCCAGAUGUUUUACAGACCAUUUCAAGCAACUUCUUCUGUUAUGCUGCCUUCCCCCAUCCCUUCACAACAGGGACUGCAGGAAAGGGAAAAAAAAAAUGAUUAUUCCAGACCCUCAACUCUGGGAAAAGCCAAUGGCUUCACCCACGUCUCUUAACAGUGCUACUGGAUCCCAGCUGGGGAUUUGCUGGAGCAGCUGUAAGGUUGAUUUUGAUUCCCUGUCUGCUGUAGAACCAGAUGAAUGAAAGCAGAUACCAAGGGGCCAGGCGUGCCCAGCUUUCAGCUCUCUCCGGUGGGGAAGAGCUGGGGAACUUGCCAUUUACUCUGUUCCUAUUUCUGGGGCUUGUCCAGGGGAGCAGGAGACAACCUGCAAGAGCAUGGGUAGAGUGGAGCAUCCUGUGCACCAUCCCUGUGCAUUCAUGCCAACCUUGACAGCCCCGUCUGUGGGAAAUUCCAUUUUUAAUCUGUUUCCACCAGAAACCAGCCAGGAAAUUAAAGGAAUAAGCAGGGGG